Molecule: messenger RNA, 8185 nt
Organism: Ostrinia furnacalis (Asian corn borer)
Lineage: Eukaryota; Metazoa; Arthropoda; Insecta; Lepidoptera; Crambidae
Gene: Gogat
Product: glutamate synthase
Exons: 46
Coding region: 203-6916 (2237 amino acids)
Molecular function (GO): flavin adenine dinucleotide binding; FMN binding; oxidoreductase activity, acting on the CH-NH2 group of donors, NAD or NADP as acceptor
Source: RefSeq, a predicted model, not a curated record
UCAAUCAGUCAAUCGCGUAAAUCCGGUUGUCGUAGUCGUCUGUAGAGCGGUCACUACGAGUUGCCGGUUUUUUGUGUCCCAUUUAAUUUAUUCUUGAAAUACUUUUUACGUACUUUGAUUGCAAUUUUCAGUGAAAGUGUAAACUUUACGCAGUAUUGUUUUUUGAUAGAAUUUUGUGAAUUUAUUGAACUUAUUCUGAGGUAUGGAGUGGGAAGGGCCGCCCAAGCAAGGCUUGUACGACCCUCAGAACGAGCACGAGGCCUGUGGAGUUGGUUUUGUGGUUGCUAUCGACGGGAAACGUUCUCAUAAAAUCGUCCGCGAUGCCGAGGUCCUCGCGAAGCGCAUGGAGCACCGCGGCGCGUGCGCGUGCGACAACGACACCGGCGACGGUGCCGGCGUGUUGACCGCCAUCCCGCAUCAGUUCUACUGCGCUCAGCUUAGGGACUCCCACCAGCUAGACCUGCCUGCCUUCGGGCGCUACGCCACCGGCAUCUUCUUCCUCGACAAGCUCCACCACCAGGGCAUCGAGAGCAAGUUCCAGGAGUUGGCCGAGAGCAUCGGCCUCAAGGUCCUAUGCUGGAGGACCGUGCCUACCAACAACUCUACCAUUGGUCAGGUGGCUCGAAACUCGGAGCCAUUUAUGCGCCAAGUGUUUGUAACCGGAGAUAUCGAAGACGAGAUACAGCUAGCCCGUCAGGUAUUCGUACUGAGGAAACGCGCGUCGCAUGAGCUCGUCGUGCCCGGAGCGAGGUUCUACAUCUGCAGCUUGUCGCUGAAGACUGUGGUCUACAAGGGAUUGCUCACUUCUAAUCAGCUAUGGGAGUACUUCAAGGACCUGACGAACCCGGCGUUCACGACGUACCUGGCGCUGGUCCACACUCGCUUCUCCACCAACACCUUCCCCAGCUGGGAGCGAGCGCAUCCUUUGAGAGUGCUUGCCCACAAUGGCGAAAUAAAUACAUUACGAGGUAAUGUGAACCUGAUGAAGGCUCGCGAGGGAGUCAUGAAGAGCGAAAUCUUUGGAGAAGAUCUCAAGAAGCUUUACCCAGUCGUGGAGCCGAAUCUCUCAGACUCUGGUUCAGCCGACUGCGUACUGGAGUUCCUUCUCCACUGCGGCCAGCGGUCCCUGCCAGAGGCCGUCAUGACCAUGGUGCCUGAAGCCUGGCAGAACGACCCCACCAUGCCCAAGGAGAAGCGAGACUACUACCAGUGGGCCUCGUCCGCUAUGGAGCCGUGGGACGGGCCUGCCUUGGUCUCCUUCACCGAUGGCCGUUAUAUUGGUGCCAUACUGGACAGGAACGGUCUGCGUCCGUCCCGCUUCUACGUGACAAGCGAGAAUAUUCUCGUCAUGGCGUCUGAAGUCGGCGUGUAUGACGUCGACCCGGAGAAAGUAAUUUUGAAGAGCCGUCUGAAGCCCGGCCGUAUGUUGCUGGUGGACACAGAAGAGAAGAAAAUUAUCCAGGAUGUCGAGCUGAAGCUGAAGAUCGCUCAGAGUCGUCCCCAUUCCAAGUGGUUGAGCGAACAGAUAACAAUGGAGGACAUCCACAAAUCGGUGGCGGCGGCCGAGAACGGUGUGGUUUCCAAUGGAACCGUCAACGGCGCCAUCACUGGUUUGUGCGACAAGCGGCUCAGCCUCUUCGGAUAUACUAUUGAAGCCAUCAACAUGCUGCUGCUACCUAUGAUCCAGAACAAGAAAGAAGCUCUGGGCAGCAUGGGCAACGACGCGCCGCUGGCGUGCCUGUCGCUGUUCCAGCCGCUGCCCUACGAGUACUUCAAGCAGCUGUUCGCGCAGGUCACCAACCCGCCCAUCGACCCCUUCAGAGAGAAGAUAGUGAUGUCUCUUCUGUGCCCCAUCGGGCCGGCGCCCAACAUCUUAGAACCCAGCGCGGCCUUCGUGCACCGCCUGUUCCUGCCGCAGCCCAUCCUGUCGCUGCCCGACCUGCAUGCCUUGAAGAACACCAGCCACCGAGGGUGGAAGACCAAAGUAAUCGACUGCACGUACGACUACAAAGACGGGCCAACAGGUCUAGAGCCAGCCUUGAGUCAGAUCUCUAGUGAGGCACACGCCGCGGCUUCGUCUGGAUACCAGCUACUGGUGUUGUCUGACCGUGCCGCCGGGCCAGACCGAGUGCCUGUCAGCUCACUACUCGCUUUAGGAGCGGUCCACCACCAUUUGAUUGAAACUCGUCAGAGAAUGAAGGUGGGACUCAUCGUGGAGACGGCCGAAGCUCGCGAAGUGCACCACAUGUCUGUAUUGCUAGGCUACGGCGCAGACGCCAUCUGCCCCUACCUAGCCUUCGAGCUAGCUUUCGCAUUACGCAAUGACAAUAUAAUCGACCCUACCCUCACCGAUGAUGACAUCUACAAGGCCUAUCAGAAGGCCAUCGAGACUGGCCUAGCUAAAGUCAUGGCCAAGAUGGGAAUCAGUACGCUUCAGUCGUACAGGAGCGCACAGAUAUUUGAAGCUGUGGGCUUGAAUGAGGAGGUCGUAGACAAGUGCUUCAGAGGAACUCAGUCUAGGAUUGGUGGCGUCAACUUUGAAAUCCUAUCCAAAGAGAUUUUCGAUAGACACGCGCUGACAUACGGACCGUUCACAGAUGCAUUAGUUCUCAGGAACCCAGGAGUGUAUCACUGGCGCGCGGGAGGCGAGAAGCACAUAAACGACCCUCUGUCCAUCGCCAACUUGCAAGAAGCCGCCGUCAACAAGAGCUCGUCGGCUUACGACAAAUACAGGGAGAGCUCACUGGAAUCCAUCCGUGCUUGCACGUUACGAGGUCAGUUAGACCUCGUACGCUUGGAUGAACCCAUCCCACUAAGCGAGGUCGAGCCCGCCUCGGAGAUCGUGAAACGAUUCGCUACAGGCGCAAUGUCAUUCGGCUCGAUCUCGCUGGAAGCUCACACGACGCUUGCGGUGGCCAUGAACCGCAUCGGCGGCAAAUCCAACACCGGCGAGGGCGGCGAGAACGCGGACCGCUACCUCAACCAGGACCCGGACUACAACAAGCGCUCGGCCAUCAAGCAGGUGGCGUCGGGCCGCUUCGGCGUGACGGCGUCGUACCUGGCGCACGCCGACGACCUGCAGAUCAAGAUGGCGCAGGGCGCCAAGCCCGGCGAGGGCGGCGAGCUGCCAGGUUACAAAGUGACAGAAGACAUAGCGAAGACCCGUUGCUCAGUGCCCGGCGUAGGGUUGAUCUCGCCGCCACCUCACCACGACAUCUACUCCAUUGAAGACUUGGCUGAACUGAUCUAUGAUCUCAAGUGCGCCAACCCUAACGCCCGUAUCUCUGUGAAACUCGUGUCUGAAGUUGGUGUGGGGGUAGUAGCUUCUGGUGUCGCUAAGGGCAAAGCGGAGCACAUCGUGAUCUCCGGCCACGACGGCGGCACGGGCGCGAGCUCGUGGACGGGCAUCAAGUCGGCCGGCCUGCCGUGGGAGCUGGGCGUGGCCGAGACGCACCAGGUGCUGGUGCUCAACGACCUGCGCUCCAGAGUGGUGGUCCAGGCUGACGGUCAAAUCCGAACCGGUUUCGACGUCAUGGUCGCUGCGCUCCUCGGUGCCGAUGAGUUCGGCUUCAGUACAGCACCCCUCAUUGCUUUAGGUUGCACGAUGAUGCGCAAGUGCCACCUCAACACGUGUCCGGUGGGCAUCGCGACACAAGACCCGGUGCUGCGCAAGAAGUUUGCCGGCAAGCCUGAGCACGUCGUCAACUACCUCUUCAUGCUCGCCGAGGAGGUCCGCGAGCACAUGGCGGCGGUAGGCGUGCGUCGCUUCCAGGAACUGAUCGGGCGCACCGACCUGCUCAAGGUCCGGGAAAACAACACUAAUCCCAAGGCGCGACUGCUCAACCUCUCGCUUAUUCUCAAGAACGCGCUGCACAUGCGGCCUGGUGUUAACAUCCACGGCGGAUCCAAGGCACAGGCCAAAACAAAGGCUUUCGACGGCCGGCUGUCGGGUGUGGAGGACAGAACUGAAGAGAUCGAGCGUUUCUCACGAGCUAGCUCGUUAGAAAUCCGUAACCUCCCGCUUAAGAGGUCCCUUCCACAAGACGACCUCCUCCGUGUCUCCACCCGUAUCUUUACUGAACUGUCCGUGGAAGUUUUACAAUCUGAUGUCUACGACAUUCGCUGCCUUCCCGCCAAGCAAGAUAGCAAAACCAUCCUCAUCACGCUUAACUCGGUCACACCUUACCGACCCGCAGUUCUGCCUGUCUUGAUCAUGCCAUUCUCAAAACUUCGUCACCUGCCCAGUGUUUGGUUAUCCAGUCCACUAAAUCUGGACAGGGGCAAGAAAUGUCUUUCGAUCUUCCUAGACCUGGCCAAGGCUUUUGACACGGUUUCCAUCCCCAUCCUGCUGGCCAAAUUGGAGGCGAUAGGUGUUAGAGGCAACCAGCUUUCUCUAUUCCGCAGUUACUUUACAGGUCGCUCUCAGUCGGUCGUAAUAGACGGAAAUGCCCGGGAUAUACGGCAACCACGGCUGUCAGAAGGCGCCACGGUCGACAUCAGCCUGACGGGCUCGGCCGGCCAGAGCUUCUGCGCCUUCCUGUCGCGCGGCAUUACUGUCACGCUCGAGGGAGACGCUAAUGACUAUGUCGUGUCCCGGGAAUAUUCCCGUGAACUGAGUCUUAGCACGGAUAUAAGGCGACCACGGCUGCCAGAAGGCGCCACGGUCGACAUCAGCCUGACGGGCUCGGCCGGCCAGAGCUUCUGCGCCUUCCUGUCGCGCGGCAUUACUGUCACGCUCGAGGGAGACGCCAACGACUAUGUCGGCAAGGGCCUGUCCGGUGGCAAAGUGAUCAUCUACCCACCGAAGUCUUCGCCAUUCGAGUCGCACUUGAACGUGAUCGUCGGCAACGUUUGUUUGUAUGGAGCCACCUCGGGACGAGCUUACUUCAGGGGCAUAGCGUCGGAACGUUUCUGCGUGCGCAAUUCAGGCGUGACGGCGGUGGUGGAGGGUGUGGGCGACCACGGCUGCGAGUACAUGACGGCCGGCACCGUGCUCGUGCUCGGCCUCACGGGCCGCAACUUCGCCGCGGGCAUGAGCGGUGGUAUCGCAUACGUGUACGACAUCGACGGCUCUUUCGCGCUGAAGUGCAACCAGGAGAUGGUGGAAUUGCUGCCUUUAGAGCUGCAGGACGACCUCGAUACAGUGAGGACCCUGCUUGAGGAGUUCUUUGAGUACACUGGCUCGGUCAUCGCUCAAGACAUGCUCAAGACUUGGCCGGCUCCCGCUAAGAUGUUCGUCAAAGUGUUCCCUUACGAGUACCAGCGCGCGCUCAAGCAAAUGGCUCUCAAGGCGCCCGCGCCUAAACUGGAGACCAACGGCAAGGAGGAGAACGGCCUCGUUGAUAUCGAGGAGACUGUGAGAGAUGCAGAACUUGAGAAGAAGAAUCUGGAGAAGAUCCUGGAUAAGACUAGGGGCUUCAUCAAAUACCCUCGCGAGACGUCCAUCUACCGUCCCGCCGAGAAGCGUCUCCGGGACUGGGACGAGAUCUACAAUCCGGGACACGUGCGCCGAGGGUUGAGAGUCCAGGCCGCGCGUUGUAUGGAGUGCGGUGUCCCCUUCUGUCAGAGCCAGCACGGAUGUCCUUUGGGCAACAUUAUCCCUAAGUGGAACGAUCUGAUUUACAAAGGAGACUGGAACCAUGCGCUGUAUCAACUGCUACAAACGAAUAACUUCCCAGAGUUCACGGGACGCGUCUGCCCGGCGCCGUGCGAAGGCGCUUGCGUGUUGGGCAUCAGCGAGCCGCCGGUCACCAUCAAGAACAUCGAGUGCGCCAUCAUCGACCACGCCUUCGAGAGCGGCUGGAUCAAGCCCGAGAUUCCUAAGGUCCGCAACGGAAAAACCGUGGCAGUAGUGGGCUCCGGCCCGGCGGGCAUGGCGUGUGCUCACCAGCUCAACAAGGCCGGUUACUCGGUGACGGUGUUCGAGCGCAACGAUCGCGUGGGCGGUCUGCUACAGUACGGGAUCCCCACCAUGAAGCUCAGCAAGGAGGUGGUCCAGCGCCGCGUGCGUCUACUUGCUGCAGAGGGCGUGGCCUUCAAGUGCAACGUCGACGUCGGGAAGGACAUCUCCGCGCGCGACCUGGCCAAUGAAUACGACGCCCUAGUCCUGUGCAUGGGGGCCACCUGGCCACGUGACUUACCGCUCAAGGGCCGGCAGCUCAACGGCAUCCACUUCGCCAUGGAGUUCCUGGAGAGCUGGCAGAAGAAGCAGAUGGGGCCCACCGCCGCGCACCACGCGCCGCCCGCCAAGGACCGCCCGGAGCUCAGUGCCAAGGACAAGGACGUGCUGGUCAUCGGAGGAGGAGACACUGGUUGCGACUGCAUAGCCACGUCUCUGCGGCAGGGCGCCAAGUCUAUCACCACAUUCGAGAUCCUGCCCGAGCCGAAGCCCACUAGGGGGCAAGACAACCCCUGGCCGCAAUGGCCCAGAGUUUUCAGAGUCGACUAUGGUCACGAAGAAGUGAAAGUCAAAUUCGGAAACGAUCCCCGGAAAUUCUCCACUCUCACCAAAGAGUUCCUGGAUGACGGCGAAGGCAACGUAUGCGGCGUGUCGGCAGUGGAGGUAGAAUGGACUCGUGGCGCGGGCGGUCGCUGGGAAAUGCGCGAAGUCCCCGGCUCCGAGCGCGUGUUCAAGGCAGAACUGGUCCUUCUGGCCAUGGGCUUCCUGGGACCUGAGCGAUACGUCGCCAACCAACUUGACUUGCCCUUAGACGCUCGCAGCAACGUGGAAACGGACAAGUCGAACAUUUACAAGACCCCUGUAAACAACGUCUUCGCGGCUGGAGACUGUCGACGCGGCCAGUCGCUGGUGGUAUGGGCGAUCUCCGAAGGCAGACAGGCGGCGCGUGCGGUGGACACCUAUCUCAUGGGCCGCUCGGCGCUGCCUGGGCCUGGUGGUGUCAUCUAUGACCACUGAGCGGUCUAGCUAGCUGGGACACCGCUCUCAAACCACGCCCUCUGUCGGUGGACAUCAAUAACAACUUAAUCAAUAUGAAAAGAUAGCUGGAUUCUGGAUUGUGAACAAGAUCAAGCAACCAUGGUGAGUCGAUAUCGUUGCUGUAGACACAGUUCAUAAGAUACAAUAUUGUACUAUAUUGAGGCAAUAUUGUGCUAUAUUGAGGCAAUAUUGUGAUAUAUUGAGGCAAUAUUGCACUAUAUUGAGACAAUAUUGCGUGUUUACUUAUGUGCAUCAAUUCUGUCGUAAAACAUCCUCCUGUGUACACCGAUAGAUAAGAAGUUUGAGAACGAUUUUCGUGAAUGAUUCUCGCGCUAGUUCAGUCAUAUAUGAGUAUCGACUAUCGAUGUUGUAAAAUAACGUAUUUUAAUCGGCCUACGUAUCAACAGACUGGUUUAAGAUGAAAUGUUUGCAGCACCGAUAAAUACGAGUCUACUUUAUAUUAAUUUUCGUUGUAAUAGUAGCAGAAUACAACAAAUGUUAUCGAUAGAUGUAAAGCGCGUAGCACAACGAUCCGUGAUGAAAUCGAGAUCUAAAUUAUUAACAAAUUAGCCUAGUCGUUAGCGAAAUUUGAAAGUUAUCACAGUUAUAUAAAAUUAUCGUCAUCCAAUAUGCCAAUGUUUUUCGAACUUGUAGUCGCUUUUGUUUUCGUAAGCCUGAAUAGACGUACUUUUGCCGUUUUAGAUGGGCGUUUGUAAUUAUUUUAAGAAACGUUUACUGUUUGAUAAUCUUAUAUUUAUAACCACAUUCCGUUUGUAGACAUUUGUCGCGUAUUUUUACCCGACUACGCCAGGAGGAGGGUUAUGUUUUUAGAUAGUUUUCGUAACUGAGACAUAUCGCGGCCGGUCUCCGGUCCGGUCGAAUAUUAGUGAUCAGUCAAGUGUCAUAUAACUUUGUUGGUUAUAGAAUGUUUUUAAUAUUAUUGUACAUCAUUGUUUUUAUCUCGUCUGUAGGUAUAGACUGUGUUAAGUGAUUUGACACGAUAUUUCGUACAACUAUAUUAUUAUGAAGAUAUAUUAUCAUAUAAUUAUGUUACAUUUGCAAAAUUCACUUGAGGUGUAUUAUCUGUCAUAUUAUUUGCUUAUGUAUUAUAACUAUACAAACAUUGUAUUAUUUAUGUAACAAUGUAUCCUAUGUGUAUCCAUAUGAAUGCUGUCCGUACAGAAACUACUUGUUCCUAAUAUCUAUAAUCAGGCAAAAAUCAAAGUAGGUAUUUACUUUAUAUUUAUU